AUGGUACCUAAUGGUGACAUUUUACAAUAUCCCCGAUCAGUGAUGUGCAAGGCCUUCCCGCAAACUUUGACGAAUGCUGCUAGGGAUUGGUUCUCAACCUUAGAGUCCAACUCCAUAGCCUUAUUCUCGGAUUUGGCGGACAAGUUCUCCGCUUUCUUCGCAAGCAGCAAACGCAUCAGGAAGACAGCGGUUUCCCUCAUGCAACUUAGACAGGGGCAAAAUGAGACCCUACGUGACUUCAUGACCAGGUUCAACAAGGAAAGACUUCAGAUUCCCAACCUACACAUAACUGCAGCAGUUUCUGCCCUCACAUAUGCCAUAAAGUGCGAAGCUUUCAAGAUGUCCUUAUCCAAAACUCCGCCGAAGACAGUCACCGAGCUUCUUACCCGAGCUGAGAAGUACAUAAAUAUGGAGGAAACGCUGAACCCGAGAAAGGUUUGA
Molecule: messenger RNA, 441 nt
Organism: Olea europaea var. sylvestris
Lineage: Eukaryota; Viridiplantae; Streptophyta; Magnoliopsida; Lamiales; Oleaceae
Exons: 2
Coding region: 1-441 (146 amino acids)
Source: RefSeq, a predicted model, not a curated record